AUGCAGCGAGGGGAAUCGACGACGACUGUUACCUCCGCCACUACGUCCGAAGUCCGGACCACAGGCGAAGAGAUAACGAUAGAGCAGUCCACGUCGACGAGCGCAGCCAGCCAGCCAGAUCAAGCAUUGACUCUGGCGCCAGCGGGUUCCACCCGGCGGGCCGCAUCGAGAGCCGUAUCCAGAGCCAGCUCAAGAAGACAAGCCGAGGCCAGAGAAGAGCUGGCUCGCUGCGAGCUGCGGGAAGCGCAGGCAGCAGCACGCCUGGCCAGAUUACGAUUAGAAGCAGAAACGGAAGAUGAAGACUCCUUUAUAGAAGACGUCAACGAUAACCAUGAAGAAAAGGUGGCAAACUGGAUGCGCUCAUCGGCACAAAGGCCAGAAGAAAUAGAAACAAAGAGCGACAUUCGAGCAAUAGCUGACGCAAUAAAGGAAGCCAUGACGACACAUGUAGCGCCGCAACCGAAGUACAUUCAAGAGCUGCCGAUAUUUGAAGGCGACAGCUCCGAAUGGACGGCGUUUCGAGUCGUAUAUGAAGACACAUCUCCGAUGUUCUCUGGCAUUCAGAAUAUGGCGCGGCUACGUAAAGCGAUUAAAGGCACAGCGAGAGAAAGCAUUAAGAGCCUCUUGUACUCAGAGGCGAUGCCAGAAGAAGUUAUUAACGCUUUACGCCGAAGAUUUGGUAGACCCGACGCGCUGGUGCUAGCUGAACUGGAGAAAUUAAAGGCGCUUCCCAGAACGACGGAAAAUCCCAGGGACAUAUGCGUCUUCGCUAGCCAAAUAAAUAACAGCGUGGCCGCCAUAAAGGGAUUGAAGAGACCGCAAUACCUCUACUCGCCUGAAAUCGUGAAACUUAUAAUAGACAAGAUGCCUCCAAUUCUCAGAUUCAGAUGGUACGAUUUCACGGCUGCGAGGGAUGAGGAAUCGUUCAGUGAUAUUCAAACGAUAAGCAACUUCCUCAAUUUAGAAGCGGACAAAUGCGGCGCAUUCGCGGUACUCGAAGACAGCAAAAGCGUACGACCGAGCGCAGCGAUAAGAAGGCCAGUGAAGCAAGCUACGUAUAAUAUCGCUGAAAGGAGUAGACCUGAAGAAAUCAAGUGCCCAGAGUGUGAAGGCAUCCAUAAACUCAAAGACUGUCAAAGAUUCCUGAAGGCGGCAGUCAACGACAGAUGGGAAACAGUUAAAAGGCUUAAGGUCUGCUUCAAGUGCCUCGCUGGGAAGCACCGGAAAGAAACAUGCCGAAGACCACCGUGCAAGUUGUGUCGAAGAUGGCAUCAUAGCCUACUACAUGUGACGUCGGAGAGCGAACAAUGUCACGAAGAGGCAGCGCCCGAGACAGCAACGGUCAAUACAAUAAGCACACCGAAAGCUAUUCUUAAGAUGCUCAAGGUGGAGAUAUACGGACCGGCUGGGAGCAAACAAGUUCUGGCGCUGCUAGAUGAAGGCUCAACGGUGACACUGCUUGACGAAAACAUGGCUUCGAGCAUCGGCAUCAAGGGUCCUCGCGAAGCCCUGAAUAUAGAAACUAUCGGCGGAGGGCAAAUGAAAAAUCACGACUCCAUGAUUUUAGAUAUCGAACUAAAAGGGAUCAAGGAAAGCGAGAAGAGCACACUUAAGCGGGCAAGAACUAUCAAGGAGCUCAAAUUAACCCCUCAAUUCGUAGAUAAAAGCCGACUAAAGAAGUGUCAUCACUUGCGGGGCUUACUACAAGACGUGUGCUACGAAGCUGAGGCGCCGAAGCUGCUCAUUGGCCAAGACAAUUGGGAGUAUAUUGUCUCAUUACAAAUACGACGUGGAAAGCCAGGGCAGCCGGUGGCGUCACGAACGAAGUUAGGAUGGGUUCUCCACGGCUCCGACAGCAGUGGCGUGUCGCCGAUCAAUUACGUGAACACAUGUGCACACGCCAGCGUCGUCGAAGAUAAAAUAGAUCAGUUGGUGAGGGAACACUUCACUAUUGAGUCUUUGGGGGUUCAGCCGAAGAAGCCUUCAACGGAUAUCGAACAGCGAGCACUGGACAUAUUGGAAAGAACCAGCCGACAGUUGGAAGAUGGCAGAUACGAGGUCGGACUGUUGUGGAAAAAGGAAGAUGUAUGUCUUCCAAAUAACUACGCAGCAGCUUUCAACAGAUUUCAAGGCAUAGAAAGAAAGCUGCGUAAGGACGCUAAAUUAAAAAAUGAGUAUAGCGCGCAGAUAGACAAUCUGUUGAAAAGCAACUACGCUGAAGAAGCACCAGCCGACUGCACAUCUAACAAAAAAUGGUACCUGCCUCACUUCCCAGUGGUUCACCCUCUGAAAAAGAAGCUGAGAAUUGUUUUCGACGCUGCGGCCAAAUACAACGGAGUCAGCCUUAACGACGUUCUGCUGUCCGGCCCGGACUUACUACAGUCAAUAUUUGGAGUGCUACUGCGAUUCCGCCAAGGCCCUGUAGCAAUAGCGGCCGAUAUAAAAGAAAUGUUUCUGCAAGUGAAAAUACAGAAGAGAAGACCGUUCAACGACUCUCUGAUCACUUUUGGAGGAGAUGGCUACGGGAGAACUUGCCCACGCUACUGCCCAGGAAAACGACGGGAAGGCGAGCAGCUGCAGCCAGGCGACGUGGUUCUUAUCGUGGAUCGCACGUUACCAUGA
Pieris napi is the source of this 2622-nucleotide messenger RNA. RefSeq lists its product as uncharacterized. Bases 1 to 2622 code for a protein of 873 amino acids. Lineage: Eukaryota; Metazoa; Arthropoda; Insecta; Lepidoptera; Pieridae. The record is from RefSeq and is a predicted model, not a curated record. The transcript is spliced from 2 exons.